Molecule: messenger RNA, 1308 nt
Organism: Colletotrichum spaethianum
Lineage: Eukaryota; Fungi; Ascomycota; Sordariomycetes; Glomerellales; Glomerellaceae
Product: putative transporter
Exons: 3
Coding region: 1-1308 (435 amino acids)
Biological process (GO): transmembrane transport
Cellular component (GO): membrane; endoplasmic reticulum
Source: RefSeq, a predicted model, not a curated record
AUGUCAGACAGCACAGAAGAGAGCAUUCUCGUCCCCUUCCUGGGGGCCUUCCAGGCUUCCUUGUCCGUCCUGUUGACCAUAUCAGCCGGAGUCAUUGCCGCCCAAUUUGGGCUUCUUGACGAUGCCAGCAGCAAAAAGAUUUCGACCUUUUGCGUGCGAAUGGCUCUUCCUGCACUCCUGAUCACAAACGUUGGCUCUCAACUUGACCUCGAGACUGGAAUGCGGUACGUGCCCAUCGUCAUCUGGGCCAUAUUCUACACGACCGUCUCCAUUGGCAUCGGCUUCGUUCUUACCAAGGUGUUCGGCAUGCCGGACUGGGUCAUCCCCGCCAUCGCCUUCAACAACACAACUAGUCUACCUCUCUUGCUCGUUCAGUCUCUGGAUGCCACGGGAAUUCUCAGCUCCAUCGACGACAGCUCAGGUGUUGUCAGCAAGGCCAAGAGCUACUUUCUCGUCAAUGCCAUGAUUGGCAACUCCUUGACAUUUGCUCUGGGGCCAAGACUUCUCAACGGCCAAGAGGAGGAAGCCCCUGACAAAUCAAAGGGCGACGGUGAGAACAGCCAAACCGACGUUGAGGAUGACCUCGAGUCACAAGAACAGGAAGCCGUCGAAAGGAACGAGCAAACGUCGCUUCUCCCAAAGCCGGCUGCGGCCAAAGGUACCCGCGCCGGAUACUUUGCCUAUGGAAAGGGCAGCAAGUAUUGGUCUUCUCUCUCACCCACCACCCGCUCGAUCCUCGACUUUUGCUACAGUUUUGUCAACGCUCCUGUAAUUGGAGCUCUUAUUGGAGCUCUCGUGGGUCUCGUCCCCGCGCUUCAUCGCCUGUUCUUCAACGAACCUGAGGAAGGUGGCUACCUCAACGCAUGGCUCACCUCCGCCAUCAAGAACGUCGGCGAACUGUUCGCUGUGUUGCAAGUCAUUGUCGUCGGUGUUAAACUCUCCAAGGCGAUUCUUCAAUACAAGAAUGGAAACGACUCGAAGGAGAGCAGAGUUCCGCCGGUGCCGUUUCUGGUAGUCGCCUUUGUCAGAUUCAUCCUCUGGCCGAUCAUUUCGAUUGGAAUCAUCUACGCCUUGGCCAGCCGGACGAACUUGGUGACCAAGGACGCGCUAUUGUGGUUUUGUCUGAUGCUGAUGCCUACCGGACCCCCGGCUAUGAAGCUGUCUGCGCUGGCCGACUGUGAGGGCUCUGAAGAGUCUGAGAAGAUGUUGAUUGCCAAGUUCUUGACCAUGUCGUACAUAAUCUCGCCCCUAAUUUGUUUUGCUGUUGUCGGUGCCUUGAAGGCAAGCGAGGCUGUAGCCGGAAAAUAG